UUCCGAAAGUCGAGUCAUUAAGGAAAAGUUGGUGGUGGAAGCAAGACAUUCAUAUACGAAGACUAAAAAAGAAAAAUAAAAUACGAAAAUGAAAUACUUUAUGGUAUUGGCCGCAUUGUGCCUCAGUGCUGUUGUGGCAGAGGACUUGCACGAAAGGCGUGAUUUUCACAGUCUACAUUUCAGUCAACACCAACAAACUCUUGAAGAGGCUAAGAGAAAAAUUUCAGAUGUUUUGGAUGGACAAGCAUCAUAUGAAGAGGUUGGCAGUUAUGGCGGUGUAGGUGGUGUAGGCACCGUUGGCCUUUCUUCUGGCUCCUCCGGCUAUGGCUCAGCAGGUUAUGGCUCUGCUGGUUAUGGAUCAGCUGCCAAUUCCGCAUUUUCUUCAUCUGCCAAUUCUGGCUUCAGUUCCUCAGCUAAUUCUGCUUUCAGUACCUCUGCCAAUUCCGAAUUUGGUUCCAAAUUUGAUGCUGCCAGUGGCGCUGCCUUCGACACUAACGCUAAAUUUACAUCUGGAUCGAACUUCGGCGCUGCCCACUCUGCCAACAUGGCUGCAGCUACCACAUCCGGUUUCGGUUCCGAGUCCAGCUACACAAGCGGUUCCCAAAUUGGACAAUCUGUUGUUAUCCCCAUUGUCAGCGGUAGUACCGGUGGCCACGAAAGCUAUGUAAAACACGAAGAAAAAAUCAAUCAGGUCGCUACCCCUGUUGUCUAUACAGCUCCAGCUGGUGGUGCUGAGAAGUACUAUCACCACGAAGAACGUCGUGUUACAAACGCUGCAACCCCUGUUGUGUACACUGUGCCCUCUGCUGGUUCCGAAAAAUACGUCCAUCACUCUGAAAAGCGUGUCCAAACUCAAACUUCAGCCCCCGUUAUCCAAUUUGCCCCAUCUGCCGGCGGUGAAGAUUAUGUUCACCACGAAGAGCAUGUGGUAGAAACUAAGCCCCAGGUUAUGCAAUACAUUGCCCCCUCAGGUGGUUCCGAGAAGUACUAUCAUCAUGAAGAACGUCGUGUCCAAAGCCAGCCCCAAGUUAUUCAGUACGUUGCUCCUUCUGGUGGUGCCGAGAAAUACGUUCACCAUGAAGAACGUCGUGUCCAACAGACUCCAGUCCAAGUUGUCGUUGCUCCCUCUGGCGGCCAAGAAUCCUACAUGAAAUACCGUAAAGUUACAACCUCCCAGGCUCAACCCCAAGUUGUGGUAACUGCUCCCGUCUCUUCGUCGUACGUCCACGAAACUUCGUCCGCUUCGAACAGUGGCUCUCAGUUGGGUGCUUUGUUGACUGGUGGACUUAUCAGCAGCUCAACCUCUAAUGUUAACUCCGGCUUUGGUGGUGUGUCCGGUGCCUAUGUUGUGCCAACUAUGACUACUGGUGCCUUGACCACUGGUGCAACCAACUCUCAUUUCAAAACUGGUUAUGGUGCAUCCCACCAUGCUAACUCUGGUUUCGGUGCUGGUAUGAGUAGCGCCAUGACUGACUCUGCUUCUUUCGGAGCCGCACAUAAAUUCGGUUCUUCAUUCGGCGCUGAAUCUAACUUUAAUUCCAAAUUCGGCACUCAAUUUGGCAGCAGUUUUGGUGCAGGUGCUACUUCCGGUACGACAGCUUCCACCACUUCUGGCUUAAACAGCUACAUGCAAGAAGCUGAACGUUUGGCUAAAAUGCAAGUACAAGGUAUGAAUGUUGGAGGUACCCGCACUGGUGGCAGCCAAUUUAAUGCCAACUAUGACAGCGCCAACUUUGGUCUUGGUGGUUUCGGCGGUACCUCCGCUUUGACCGCUGGCGCCGGUGGCCUUGGAGGUGCUGGUGGCUACAAAACCAAAUCCUGGGAAAAGGCUUCUAAAUGGUCCAGCCAAUCUGAGUUUGGUCCCGAUGGUCAAGUAAAGAACUACAAGGAAAUGUCCACUGGUGAAAGUGAAAACUACGACAUCAAUGGACGUCGCGUUGGCUACAAAGCCGCCACCACCACCCUCGACGAUAACGGCAAGUUGAGCAGCUACAGUCUCCACACAUAAGUGGGGGGGAUUCGAAAAACUGUCAGUGUAAUGAAUAAAUAAACAACGUAUAGAUUCAAUAUUUGAUAAUAGAUUUUCAAUAAAACCUUAAACAAAUUGUAAAACGUAAAA
Musca domestica (house fly) is the source of this 2119-nucleotide messenger RNA. RefSeq names its product fibroin heavy chain. NCBI's taxonomy places the organism in Eukaryota, Metazoa, Arthropoda, Insecta, Diptera, Muscidae. The coding region runs from base 89 to 2008 and encodes 639 amino acids. The transcript has 7 exons. The record is from RefSeq and is a predicted model, not a curated record.